Molecule: messenger RNA, 598 nt
Organism: Tilletiopsis washingtonensis
Lineage: Eukaryota; Fungi; Basidiomycota; Exobasidiomycetes; Entylomatales
Product: DUF1754-domain-containing protein
Exons: 5
Coding region: 30-452 (140 amino acids)
Cellular component (GO): nucleolus
Source: RefSeq, a predicted model, not a curated record
CUUCUCGCAAGACGUACACCGUGCCCGCCAUGUCGUCCUCCUCCUCGUCCGCGUACGCCUUCAAGCCCGGCGGCUCGCUCAAGUUCAAGGGCGGCGACGACGCGACCAAGAAGUCGAAGAAGAAGAAGUCGCGCUCCUCGCUCUCGUCGGCGCACAAGGAGAAGGAGCGGCGCGCGCUGACAGACGGCGGCGAGCUGCAGGGCGAGGAGGAGGCGCGCGAGCUGGCGGCGCAGGAGGCCGGCGCGUCCGGCUCGAGCAGCGCGGUGGCCGAGGCCAGCUCGUCGAGCAUGACGGAUGCCGAGCGGCGCUUCCAGGAGACGCGCAUGAAGCGGCUGAAGGACCGUGCCAAGAAGGAGGCGAAGCGCUCGCACAAGGACAAGGUUGACGAGUUCAACAAGUAUCUCGAGGCCCAGACCGAUCACUUCGACCUGCCUCGCAUCGGCCCCGGCUAAGCCUCACAUCUUCGCGUACUACAGUCUCGGCCAGAGCAAUCAUACCUUCCACGCGCAUCUCGUGCCCUCUACGCUCAGCGAGUGCGAUGUACGUGGUCAUGUGUCUGAUUGAGCAGCAGCAGUCAUCCACGGGCGGUAUCAUACAA